This is a messenger RNA of Pipistrellus nathusii (Nathusius's pipistrelle), 5160 nucleotides long. The record is from the annotation of a GenBank genome assembly. NCBI's taxonomy places the organism in Eukaryota, Metazoa, Chordata, Mammalia, Chiroptera, Vespertilionidae.
AUGUCCAGCACCAACAGCCCCGAAGCGGUCAAGAAGCUGCUGGAGAACAUGCAGAGCGACCUGCGGGCCCUGUCGCUGGAGUGCAAGAAGAAGUUCCCCCCGGUCAAGGAGGCUGCUGAAUCAGGAAUAAUAAAAGUUAAAACAAUAGCUGCACGAAACACCGAAAUUUUGGCAGCAUUAAAAGAGAACAGCUCAGAGGUUGUUCAGCCUUUUCUAAUGGGUUGUGGAACCAAGGAACCGAAGAUCACUCAGCUAUGUUUGGCCGCCAUUCAGAGACUCAUGUCACAUGAAGUUGUGUCUGAGACUGCAGCUGGAAAUAUAAUUAACAUGCUUUGGCAGCUGAUGGAAAAUAGUCUUGAAGAACUUAAGCUACUUCAAACAGUUCUUGUUCUUUUAACAACCAACACAGUAGUUCAUGAUGAGGCGCUCUCUAAGGCAAUUGUUCUUUGUUUUCGACUACAUUUCACAAAAGAUAAUAUUACCAAUAAUACAGCUGCUGCUACAGUGCGACAAGUUGUUACUGUUGUUUUUGAGAGGAUGGUCGCUGAAGAUGAACGGCACAGAGAUAUUAUAGAACAACCAGCACUGGUUCAAGCCAAUAGUAACAGAAGAUCUGUUAGUACUCUCAAGCCUUGUGCUAAAGAUGCAUAUAUGCUUUUCCAGGAUCUUUGUCAGUUGGUUAAUGCUGAUGCCCCUUACUGGCUAGUAGGCAUGACAGAAAUGACUCGAACAUUUGGCCUAGAAUUACUUGAGUCAGUCUUGAAUGAUUUUCCACAAGUCUUUUUACAACACCAGGAAUUUAGUUUCCUCCUAAAAGAGAGAGUAUGUCCUCUUGUGAUAAAGCUCUUUUCUCCAAAUAUAAAGUUCAGACAAGGUUCCAAUACUUCAUCUUCUCCGGCACCAGUUGAAAAACCAUAUUUUCCUAUCUGCAUGCGUUUGCUGAGAGUUGUAUCUGUUCUGAUUAAGCAAUUUUACAGUCUUUUGGUAACUGAAUGUGAGAUAUUUCUGUCACUUUUGGUGAAAUUUCUGGAUGCAGAUAAACCACAGUGGCUACGAGCUGUUGCAGUAGAAUCAAUACACAGACUCUGUGUGCAGCCUCAGCUAUUAAGAUCAUUUUGUCAGUCCUAUGAUAUGAAACAACAUUCUACCAAGGUUUUUCGUGAUAUUGUGAAUGCACUGGGCUCUUUUAUCCAAUCAUUGUUUCUUGUUCCUCCUACUGGAAAUCCUGCUACUGCAAACCAAGCUGGAAACAAUAAUGCAGGUGGCACUGUCUCAGCACCAGCUAACCCGGGAAUGUUGGGGAUUGGUGGAGGUGUUACUUUAUUACCAGCAUUUGAAUAUAGAGGAACUUGGAUACCUAUUCUGACUAUAACAGUACAAGGCAGUGCUAAAGCAACAUACCUAGAGAUGUUGGACAAAGUUGAGCCCCCAACUAUACCAGAAGGUUAUGCCAUGUCUGUGGCAUUCCAUUGUUUGCUAGAUCUUGUCCGUGGCAUCACUAGUAUGAUUGAAGGAGAGUUGGGAGAGACUGAAACGGAAUGUCAGCCUACCAGUGAAGCCACUUCUUCAACAACACAGUCAUCAGAACAGCAAGAAUUACAGUCAACAGCAGAUGAAAUGGAUAAGGAAAUAGUUAAUAAAGCUGUUUGGGAAGAAAUGGUGAAUGCCUGCUGGUGUGGUCUACUUGCUGCUCUCUCACUCCUUCUUGAUGCCAGCACAGAUGAAGCUGCCACUGAGAAUAUUUUAAAAGCUGAACUGACUAUGGCUGCUCUUUGUGGAAGACUGGGCCUAGUAACUUCAAGAGAUGCCUUUAUAACUGCAAUAUGCAAAGGUUCCCUGCCUCCCCAUUAUGCUCUUACUGUACUGAAUACCACCACUGCAGCCACCCUUUCCAAUAAAUCAUAUUCCAUUCAGGGCCAAAGUGUUAUGAUGAUAAGUCCAUCAAGUGAAUCUCACCAGCAAGUAGUGGCAGUGGGUCAGCCCCUAGCAGUCCAGCCUCAAGGAACAGUAAUGUUAACAUCCAAAAAUAUCCAGUGUAUGAGGACUUUACUUAACUUGGCACACUGUCAUGGGGCUGUUCUUGGAACAUCGUGGCAACUUGUCUUGGCAACUCUACAGCAUCUUGUAUGGAUUCUGGGAUUAAAGCCUAGUAGUGGUGGUGCCUUGAAACCUGGGAGAGCUGUAGAAGGACCCAGUACAGUUCUAACAACAGCAGUGAUGACAGAUUUACCAGUGAUUUCCAAUAUACUUUCAAGAUUGUUUGAAAGCUCACAGUACCUUGAUGACGUAUCAUUGCAUCAUUUAAUAAAUGCGCUUUGCUCCUUAUCCCUAGAAGCAAUGGAUAUGGCCUAUGGAAAUAAUAAGGAACCCUCUCUUUUUGCUGUUGCUAAAUUGUUAGAAACUGGUCUAGUUAACAUGCACCGAAUAGAAAUUCUAUGGAGACCUCUAACUGGCCAUCUACUUGAGGUCUGUCAGCAUCCAAAUUCCCGAAUGAGAGAAUGGGGAGCAGAAGCUUUAACUUCACUUAUUAAAGCAGGGUUAACAUUUAACCAUGAUCCUCCACUUUCACAAAACCAGCGGCUGCAGUUGCUUUUGUUGAACCCAUUAAAGGAGAUGUCCAGUAUUAACCAUCCAGAUAUCCGACUCAAGCAACUAGAAUGUGUGUUGCAAAUUUUGCAGAGCCAAGGAGAUAGUCUUGGACCUGGAUGGCCAUUAGUGCUUGGAGUCAUGGGAGCAAUCAGAAAUGAUCAAGGAGAAUCCUUGAUACGAACUGCAUUUCAGUGUCUUCAGUUGGUUGUGACAGAUUUUCUACCAACAAUGCCUUGUAGUUGCCUGCAGAUAGUUGUAGAUGUUGCAGGUAGCUUUGGACUUCAUAAUCAAGAACUUAAUAUUAGUUUAACUUCAAUAGGUUUAUUGUGGAAUAUUUCAGAUUAUUUUUUCCAAAGAGGGGAAAUUAUUGAAAAAGAAUUAAAUAAAGAAGAGGCAGCACAGCAAAAGCAGGCGGAAGAGAAAGGAGUGGUUUUAAAUCGGCCAUUCCACCCUGCACCACCAUUUGAUUGCCUUUGGUUGUGUCUUUAUGCGAAAUUGGGUGAACUAUGUGUGGACCCCCGACCUGCUGUCAGGAAGAGUGCAGGGCAGACUCUGUUUUCAACAAUUGGUGCACAUGGGACCUUAUUACAGCAUUCAACAUGGCACACUGUUAUUUGGAAGGUUCUCUUUCAUCUAUUGGACCGAGUUCGAGAGUCUUCUACCACUGCAGACAAAGAAAAGAUUGAAUCCGGAGGUGGCAAUAUUCUCAUUCAUCAUUCAAGGGACACAGCAGAGAAGCAGUGGGCUGAGACAUGGGUUUUAACAUUAGCCGGAGUAGCAAGAAUCUUCAACACUAGAAGAUAUUUACUGCAACCUUUAGGAGACUUUCCAAGAGCAUGGGAUGUUCUUCUUGACCAUAUACAAUCAGCAGCACUCAGCAAAAACAAUGAAGUAUCUCUGGCUGCACUGAAAAGCUUCCAGGAAAUUUUACAGAUUGUGUCCCCUGUCAGAGACUCAGAUAAGCCUGAGACACCGCCUGCAGUUAAUGUACCUGUGUCUGUCCUUCUAGGGUCAAUAUCAGGCCCUGGCCUGAGCAGGCCAUUUGUAAGAACAGAUUCCAUUGGAGAAAGACUUGGAAGAUACAGUAGCUCUGAGCCACCCAUAGUUACUGAUGAGCUGGAAGAUUUGAAUCUCUGGUGGGCUGCAUGGAAUACCUGGUAUAGAAUUGGAUCUGAAAGCACUAAGCCUCCUAUUACUUUUGAUAAACUGACUUUUAUUCCCAGCCAGCCUUUUCUUACAGCUUUAAUCCAGAUAUUUCCAGCUCUCUACCAACACAUAAAAACUGGUUUCAGCAUGGAUGACUUGCAGAAAUUAGGGGUCAUAUUGCACAGUGCUGUUUCAGUCCCAAUAAGUUCAGAUGCAUCUCCUUUCAUUCUUCCAUCUUAUACUGAAGCAGUUUUGACAAGUUUACAGGAAGCUGUACUUACAGCUUUAGAUGUUCUCCAAAAGGCCAUCUGUAUAGGAUCAGAAAACAUGCAGAUAAUGUAUCCAGCUAUAUUUGACCAGUUACUGGCAUUUGUAGAAUUUUCCUGUAAACCUCCACAGUAUGGACAGCUGGAAACAAAGCACAUUGCAAAUGCAAAAUAUAAUCAGAUCCAACUAUUUGCACCGGCGGAAUGGGUGGCCUUGAAUUAUGUACCGUUUGCUGAAAGGUCUUUAGAAGUAGUUGUGGAUUUAUACCAAAAAACAGCCUGUCACAAAGCAGUGGUGAAUGAGAAAGUACUCCAGAAUAUCAUUAAGACCCUUAGGUUUCCUCUCAGUUUGAAGUAUUCCUGCCCUUCUGAAAGCACAUGGAAACUGGCAGUAUCUUCUCUCCUCAAAGUUCUUUCUAUUGGGCUACCUGUUGCCCGGCAGCAUGCUUCUUCUGGAAAAUUUGACAGUAUGUGGCCAGAACUAGCCAAUACUUUUGAAGACUUUCUUUUUACUAAAAGCAUACCUCCGGAUAACCUUUCUAUUCAAGAAUUUCAAAGAAAUGAAUGUAUUGAUGUGGAGGUAGUUCAACUUAUCAGUACUGAGAUACUACCUUAUGCCAAUUUUAUUCCUAAGGAAUUUGUUGGUCAGAUAAUGACCAUGCUUAACAAGGGCUCCAUACAUUCUCAGUCAUCUUCAUUUACAGAAGCAGAGAUUGAUAUUCGUUUGAGAGAAGAAUUUUCUAAAAUGUGUUUUGAAACAUUGCUCCAGUUUUCCUUCAGUAAUAAAGUCACAACGCCUCAGGAAGGCUACAUCUCACGAAUGGCACUCUCAGUACUUUUAAAGAGGUCUCAAGAUGUACUACAUCGCUAUAUAGAGGAUGAAAGAUUAAGUGGUAAAUGCCCUCUUCCAAGGCAACAAGUAACAGAAAUCAUAUUUGUUUUAAAAGCAGUUAGUACUCUCAUUGAUUCACUUAAGAAAACUCAGCCUGAGAAUGUUGAUGAAAAUACCUGGGCACAAGUAAUUGCAUUAUACCCAACGUUAGUAGAAUGCAUCACCUGCUCAUCUUCAGAAGUCUGCUCUGCACUUAAAGAGGCACUAGUUCCCUUUAAGGAUUUCAUGCAGCCACCAGCAUCCAAAGUUCAAAAUGGAGAAUCUUGA